Molecule: messenger RNA, 3336 nt
Organism: Drosophila serrata
Lineage: Eukaryota; Metazoa; Arthropoda; Insecta; Diptera; Drosophilidae
Gene: Prp4k
Product: Pre-mRNA processing factor 4 kinase
Biological process (GO): peptidyl-threonine phosphorylation; mRNA cis splicing, via spliceosome; peptidyl-serine phosphorylation
Molecular function (GO): ATP binding; protein serine/threonine kinase activity
Source: RefSeq, a predicted model, not a curated record
CGCUGUUUAGGAGUAGGUAUUUUCGCCAACAGCUACGAACGGCCACACUAAAGCAAAGCAAAAAGGAAAAGUUUGGCCAAACGAAUUGCUAUUCGAUAAGAAGAAUUACUUAAAGAGCACAUUUCCAGUAGCUUUUCGCCCCAAAGUGUUCAUCAACACCACGCCAUGAUGACGGACGACAGAAGCUACGACUCCAGCAAUAGCGAGUCUGCGAGGGCCAAGCACAAGAAACCAAAGAAGCACAAAAAACACAAAAAGUCAUCGUCGUCGGUCAAAAGUGAGAAGGAGCGACAUGUCCACAAGAAGCACAAGAAAGCGAAGAAGCGCUUGCACCGUCAAAGCGAAUCCUCCAACGACUCAGACGUCCCUGAAGCCAAGGUCAAGACUAAGCUGCCGAAGACCUCCGGGCUAAGCAACAAGUUCACGGAGAUCAUGCAGAAGGCCAGUCGAAACGGCGCCGACUUCCGCAUCUCCAAGUCCUUGCUGCCCACAGAUCCGUGCAGUCUCGUAGAGGAGAUUACCAAGACCAUUCAAAACAAGGUGCUGCCAGUCCUGGAGGUGGCCAGUUCGGGCAGCGAGAGCGAUGUCCCCGUUGAUGUGGCCAGUCCAGUCAUUGCUCCAAUUAUAGAGGACGAGCUAAAUUUGGAGGACUUGAUGCGACAGAAGGCACUUCUGCAGGCACGCCUGGGCGCUUAUAUGUCGGACCCAGAGGUGGAUGAGAGAGGCGAUUCCCACAUCCAUUCGCACCAGCAUUCGAAGUCUGCGCAGGCCAAGCAGGUGGCCAAGAUUGGCACCUCUGCAUCGCAGCUCCCGGCCCAGGCAUUGGGGCAGGCGCAGACACAGGCGAUGGCAACCAGCAAGUCUGCAGCGCCGCUGGCUACUGCAACUAGUAAACAUGCUAAUAUUAAACAGUCUAGCACGCAUAACUCAAAUGAAUCCGAUGUUAUAUUGUUGGAUGAUUCUAGCGGAGGCCAACGCACGCCCUCGCCUACACAUGAGAAGCGAAGACGCCAAUUAUCCCCAUCGCCGGCAGCGCCAAGGAGCCGCAUCCGCGAAGACCCAGCUCACGGGCGCCGAGAACGACGUUCGAGAGAGAGGGAUCGAACGCCGACCCGCCGCCGCGUAGCAGAACAACAGCAGCAGUUGCAGGCUCCACCACGUAGCCGAAACCGCAAUAUGGAGGAUUUGCGGCAGGAGAUCAACCGUGAUAAGCAGAGGGAGCGACGCGAGCACAGCCGGGAUCGGGACAGUAAUCGCGAUAGAGACCGAGACGGUGGCCGACGUGGAAUUGAUAGACAGCAGCAGCCGAUCGCUGUGCGUGCGGGUCGUGCCCGGGAGCGUGAGGGUCGGCCCAAUCGUCAGCGGUCACACAGCCGCAGUAAGUUUGAGUCGGACAGGCGCCGGGAGCGCGAGCGGCAGGGCGACAGAGACCGUGGUGUCUUUGAACGUGGCGGUGGACGUGGUGGGGGACGUGGUGGCCCGGACAGCGGAACCGGCGACCGGGAUCGAUACAAGGGAUCACUGAGCGAGGGGCAGAAGAAACAUGACAAGGAGAGCAGUGACGAGGACGUUAACCUGGACAUUGACAUUGACGAAGAUGACGACGACGAGGAGCGCAUAAUUGAGCAGCGUCGCAGAAAGCGCGAGGAACUACUUAAGAAAUUGGGCACUGGGCACGAUUCUCCAACGCCCCCGCAGAACUCCAAUUCGUACGAGUCACGCAGUUCAUCGCCCGGCUCAUCCCAACGAGAUCGUCCCCCUAGGACGCCCACGCCCACACUUCACCUGUUAAAUAGCAGCCAAAAGAGCAGCGCUGGCAAGGAGAAGCGAAACGAGUGGGACAUGUUUGCUGAGCAGGACGUUGAUUCCAAUUUUGAUGUGAGUCGCAGCAGGCUUUCACCCAAUACGAUCGUGCACAACAAGCACCAGCACGAGAACCCCGCCCUCACCGACAACUGGGAUGAUGCUGAGGGCUAUUACAGAGUGCGGAUCGGCGAAGUAUUGGAUAAUCGCUACCUGGUGAACGGCUACACGGGCCAGGGUGUCUUCAGCAAUGUCGUGCGUGGCCGGGACCAGGCUCGGGGACAGGCCAAUGUCGCCAUUAAAAUCAUACGUAACAACGAAAUAAUGCACAAAACUGGCCUCCGAGAGCUGGAAAUUUUGAAGAAGCUAAACGAUGCUGAUCCCGAGGAUCGAUUCCACUGCCUUCGCCUGUACCGUCACUUCUUUCAUAAGCAGCAUUUGUGCAUGGUAUUCGAGCCUUUGGCAAUGAAUCUACGCGAGGUACUGAAGAAGUACGGUAAAAAUGUGGGCCUCCACAUAAAGGCAGUGCGCAGUUACACGCAACAGCUAUUCCUGGCCCUCAAGCUGCUGAAGAAGACGGGAAUCCUGCAUGCGGAUAUCAAACCGGACAACAUAUUGGUGAACGAGAAUAACCUGAUACUGAAGCUGUGCGACUUUGGGUCUGCUUCGGCCAUCAGCGACAACGAAAUAACGCCUUACUUGGUGUCGCGCUUCUACCGCUCUCCAGAGAUCAUUUUGGGUAUACCCUACGACUACGGCAUCGACACCUGGUCGGCCGGCUGCACCAUCUACGAGCUGUAUACUGGCAAGAUCCUGUUUAGCGGGAAAAGCAACAACCAAAUGCUUAAGUUCUUUAUGGACGUAAAGGGCAAGAUACCGAACCGCAUUGUGCGCAAGGGCCAGUUUAGGGAGCAGCAUUUCGAUCAGAGCUGCAACUUCCUCUACCACGAGAUAGAUAAGCUCACCGAAAGGGAAAAGAUUGUUGUGAUGCCGGUGGUUAAGCCGUCGCGCAGCUUGCAGCAGGAACUGAUUGCUGACCAAAACUUGCCAGACGACCAGCACCGCAAGGUCACACAACUCAAAGAUCUGCUGGAGAACAUGUUUGCCUUGGAUCCAGCCAAGCGGAUCUCCCUCAACCAGGCCCUAAUCCACCCCUUUAUCCAGGAGAAAAUGUAGAGGCGACGAGAGUUAACGUCUUUGCAUAAACGUAAUUUUAUUUUGCAUAGUCUGUAAUACACCGAACUCGCGAGUUAGUUACCAGCUCCCGUACGUUGUAUAACACCAACAUGCUUACCCAGAACCACGCGAUUCAUAAAUUUGCUUUUUCGGCGCGUUUCGAGAUAUCUUUUCACUCAGCUCAUUAUGUUCCGCAAGUUUGUCAAAACGCAGCGUGGGUUUAGCCUGUGUGUAUAUAAGUAUUUUAAUACCACUAAAAAUUGUAUAAAAUGCAUGUGACCAACCUAUUUCUCCCACACAAUAUAUUACAAUAUAAAACUAUGCCUAGGCACAGUUUUGUUCCAUCUUUUCUGAGAA